AUGGAGGACCAGAUAACUAGUGGUUCCCAGCAACCAGACGUAUCUGGAACCGGCAAUGUACCACCGAUUGUAACAGGGUUCGUGGGGAUGAUCCCAUGCCUCUCAAACCUGCCGGGGGAUACGUUAGAUGUGACCAGAUUCUUCAAAACGGUAGAAAACGUAGCAAAGUUAGCCAAUUGGGAAGAAUCGGUUAUAAUAAAUGUCGUUCAGGCACGACUCAAGGGCGAGCCGUUAUCGAUAUUCUUUGACCUAAGGGAGCAAGGGGUAGAUAGUUAUGAGGAAUUAAAGGAAGGUAUUGUGAAAUGUUUCGGCCGCAAGGAGAGUGAACGGAAUUCUUUUAGCUUAGUCCUCAAGGUAACGCAAAAGAGGGGUGAAAGGGCAUACGAGUAUGGGGUGAGGGUGAAGACUCUUCUCUCUAGAGCCAUAACCCACAACCCCAACGUGGAAACGCUAAGGGAUAAUACUGUUAAGGAAAGCUUCAUUAAGGGAUUAAAUCCUGAAAUUAGGAGACAAGUCAUGCAAAAACACCCAAAAAUGUUGGACGAAGCUAUCGCCCUGGCUGAGGUCGAAGAAGAGGUAGAUGUAGUAUGCGGUGGGAAGGCGGAGGUUAGUGGAGUCUGCGCGAACGCAAAUCCUGAAAGUGACUCAAUUAACAAGGACCCGAGGAUAGACGAAUUACAAAACCAAAUAAAACAGUUGAAUGAGUCCAUGAAAUCUGUAUGUGAGAUCUUAAGGGAAGGUAGAAGUCAACUUGGAGCUCGUAGAGAGAGUAGAAGAUGUUACACUUGUGGAAGACAGGGACAUUUAUCUAGACAAUGUGACCAGCGCAAAAAUUUAAACUAG
Centruroides sculpturatus (bark scorpion) is the source of this 843-nucleotide messenger RNA. Its product is annotated as paraneoplastic antigen Ma3-like. Bases 1 to 843 code for a protein of 280 amino acids. The record is from RefSeq and is a predicted model, not a curated record. The transcript has a single exon. Gene Ontology annotation, molecular function: nucleic acid binding; zinc ion binding. NCBI's taxonomy places the organism in Eukaryota, Metazoa, Arthropoda, Arachnida, Scorpiones, Buthidae.